AUGAUAAAUAAAUAUUCAACACAAACUAAUAAUUAUCAAGAUGAAAGAUUACAUAUUAUUCGUUCAAUCGUUGAUGAAUUGUAUCGAAUUAAUAAUCAAGAAAUUUUAUUAAAUGAUGAACAAAAAGAAAAACGUGUUCGUUUUACUCGUAAACAAGAAAUAGAUAAAAUUGAGUGUAAUAUUUCUACAAAUGAACUUCCUUCUCUUCAAUGUGAAUGUGCAACACAAACAAUAGAUAUGACACAUAAUGAACUUGAUCGUAAUCGAUCAACAUGGAUUUGUUCUAAAAUAAUGGAUAGUAAUCAAUCAUUAUAUUCUUGUGGAAAUAAUGAAAUCCUGUCAUCAUUAAGUACAGCUCAUCAGCUGGUAUUGCCAUCGAAAGCAAAACAUUAUGAUAUAUGCCAAGAACAUAUAGUAGAAAAUGAUUAUAUGUUAUUUAAUUCUGAAAGUGAUACUUGUAAUUCAUCAUUUAAAUCAAAUAGAAAACUAUCAAAUGAAACAAAUAAUAAUUUUUAUACAUGUUUAAAACGAAAACUAUCCAAUAAUGAUUGUUGUUCGACAGUAAAAUAUAGUUCUUUUAAUCAAGAUAAAUUAUUUGAAGAACUUCAUCUAUCAAAACAUUCACUUCAAUCAAUGUAUAAUGAUGGUCUUUUUUAUAUUCAUGAUCUUAUAUUCAUUUUCUUAAAAAAUAUGUCAGAAUUUGAUCAAAUCCUCAUAACACGUUAUCACUUAUCAAAAGAACAAGCUAAUCUAUUUGUACAAGUUAUGAAUAAAUGGUGGGAAAAAUAUCAAAUGGAAUUUAUUGAAAUAGAUAAAGAAUUAUUAUAUAACAAUAUUAUUAAAUAA
Molecule: messenger RNA, 846 nt
Organism: Adineta steineri
Lineage: Eukaryota; Metazoa; Rotifera; Eurotatoria; Adinetida; Adinetidae
Source: the annotation of a GenBank genome assembly